Echinococcus granulosus is the source of this 1578-nucleotide messenger RNA. RefSeq names its product CDK5 regulatory subunit-associated protein 3. Gene Ontology annotation, biological process: regulation of cyclin-dependent protein serine/threonine kinase activity; regulation of mitotic cell cycle. The coding region runs from base 1 to 1578 and encodes 525 amino acids. Gene Ontology annotation, cellular component: endomembrane system. Lineage: Eukaryota; Metazoa; Platyhelminthes; Cestoda; Cyclophyllidea; Taeniidae. The transcript is spliced from 11 exons. The record is from RefSeq and is a predicted model, not a curated record.
AUGCCUGGGUCGAUAUCUGUGCAGUCUCAAAAAUUGAUCCCAUGGCUCGUUGAACGCCGCGUUAUAUCGAAAAGUUAUAUGAAUUCAAUGGAACAUAUAUCAAAGAAGAUUGAUGAACUUGCUCAGUCUUCACCUGAAAAGAUUAAGAGCGUUGAAGCUAAGCCAAUUCGGUAUUUUUACGCGUUGGACGUUCUUAAUUAUUUGGAACAAACAGACACGACAAAGGACUUUUUUGGACGCGCAAGUGCCUCAAUUCGAACUUGGCGAGAUAUUGUUUCACGCUACGAAUCUGAACAUAUAAAUAUUGCUGAAGUAACUGAACGGCUGAAUGAUAUCUGUUACCAUCUGUCCAAAUGCAAAUCGGCUAUUGCAGAUCGUCAGAAAUUAAUAAAUGAUCUGCAACGAAAGAUCACUGAAUUUACUGCAAAUCAGCACUCCAAAGAAUUUGAAGUUGAACGACUUUGCAAGCAGUUUGGAAUCAAGGAUGAGCAUGCCCGCUUGCAGUUGUUGGAGAAAGCCAGCACUCUUCCAGAUACCCUCAAUGACUAUGUCGCAAGCCUGAAAUUCCUUGAACCUGUGGUGAAUUUUUACAUGAACUUCACUUCCUACCUUAACUCGGAUAGCAAAGGCAAUCAGCAGGUCUGCCCAACCCUCCGACUGCUGAUUAAGUCUGGUCAUGUCACCGUCUACGAGUGGCGUACAGGUUAUGCUCCAAGUGUUGUAAGUGAGAGCGAUGAUUACCUGCCCAAGAUGAUUGAACUGGAGAGAAAGGAAGUCGAAGCUAAGGAGGCUGAAGCUUUGAGUGAGGACCAAGAGAUUGACUUCGCUGAUCUGGACGCAGGAGGCGAGACUGACUUAGCUGAGACUGACUUUGGCACGGAUUUGCUCAGUGGGAUCGACAUUGUCGAUUUGUCAAAAGACACAGCUUCAAAGGAAGACGAAAAUGGUGAGGAUGUUUCACGUCAACUAGCUAGUAAGGCCACAACGGUGGCUACUGGGGCGAAUGCUCGUCUUUUGCUGGACUCCACGGAGGGUCGAGACGCCCUCAUAAAUGAUCUAGAGGAGUUGGCUAGCUUCCUGCUCCGUGUCAGGGAGAACUUCCACGAAUUCCAGGCUGCUGACUUCUAUGUGCAUGAAGCGAAGAAGAAAAAGAUCGCUGGUCUGAACAGUGAUUUCAUAGCACCGAUCUACCACCAAAUAAUGCUUGAUGCGCCUAUCGAAGUUAGGUCGAAGACCAUCGCAGAUAUUGACUCCAUGUCCUCAGCUGUUCAGAAGGCUUUCAGUAUGAUAACUGAAGAGACAACAACUCACCUCUCACUGCUGCGGCUCCAGCCCGGCUAUCUAGAACGUCUUAUCUGUAUGAUGCGGGAUCUGCGUCGCCAGGCCAAUCGAUCGCGUUCCCGCGUUACGGAACUCAGCGUCGCCGCGCAGCAGGCGAACGAAGAACUGACCACGCUUCAUACCGAAAUGACCGAAUGUCUGGAGGAGCGUGGGCGGCUCGUUGCCUAUCUGGAGAAGGAACUGUCCAAAUUAUAUGAGAGGGAUAUCAAGCUCGUCGGUGCAGCUGUUACCGUAUAA